UUACACUUAAAUUCGUUUCAGGUAAAUUCACUGCUGCUAUUGGUUCUGUUAUUUCAAAAUGUUUAUGGAGUUUUUGAAAGUAACUGUAAAUCAUCAAAAGUUGCAUAUGAUGGAAUCUUGUUUGAGAAACUUGGAUGUUGGUUAGAUAUGGAACCUAGAGCUUUACAAAGGCUUGGAGAUUUUGACACUAACCAUUUGUAUAAUUGUUAUAUAAAUGCAAGAAAAAAUAAUUAUGAAGUCUUUUCACUGCAGAAUGAUAAAGAGUGCUGGGCUGGAAAUGGAUUAUCAUAUCAAAGGUUUGGAGUGUCAAUUAAAUGUAAACUAAAUGGAAGAGGAGGUCCUUGGGCAAAUGAAGUUUACAAAGUAAACGUUGAUAGUCUUGAUUUCAACAAAACAGUAAAGUUUAGAAAUGUUCUAAAAGAAAACUGUUCAAGUUACCAACCAAUCAGCAAUGCAACAGAGCUUAACGGUUGCACUAAUCCUUGCUUUUGGUCAAACAGUGUUUGUAUAAAUCCAGAUGAAUGCUAUAUUUGUAAGUGUGAAACAAUCUGGAGAUUGGGCAAAGAUGUUUUCAGCUGUGUUAAAAUCUGUGGCAAACCUCAACUGAAUUUUACAUACAAUGGAGUAAUGAUUAAAAAACUUGGGUGUUUCCAAGACUAUACUAAUCAUAGUCGAACAUUACCUACUCUUGAAGACACCUCAUCUGUUCUUGAUGGAAACUAUAAACUGCGUGCAGAUGCUUUUGGUAAAUGUUACAGAGUUGCAACACAAAAAGGGUUUAAAUACUUCGCUUUGCAAGAUGGUGGUUAUUGUUCAGCAGAUAAUGAUGAUUCUUACAAAAUGUUUGGAGCAUCAAUGAAAUGUCUACCAGAUGGAAAAGGAGGUCCGUGGGCAAAUGAGGUUUACUCAGAAAACAAUGGUACUCUUGAAGUACAUGAUAUGCUAGAGUUAAGAAGUUUCUUGUAUAUUACUUUUCAAAUAAGCUAUUGGAAUUUUGACGAACCAGCUGUUAAUGUAUCUUGGGAAUACUUUUUUCCACCUUUCAUAAUACUUCAAUCUAAUUAUACAUCAGUAGAUGUUGUUUAUAGUGAUCCAAAAUUAUUUCAAUAUAAGAUAAUGUAUUUAUCAGAAGUUGGAAUUCAUCAGAGUAUUGUCGCUGUUAUUAAUAAUACUAUCUGUUUUAUUUGUGAAUCCUUCAUUGAUAUUCCAAUAAAGUUGUAUUUUGAAAAUACUGCAGGACAUUCUUGGAAAUCAUAUAAAAUAAUAAGGAAAAAUUUAAAGAAAAACUGUACCAGUGAUGAACUACAGAUCCAUUCUCUAGACAAUACUGAUUGUAUUCAAACUUGCAUUUGGAAAAGUAGUAUUUGCAUAGAUGAUGAAGAGUGCUACAUAUGUACAUGUGAGUAUGGAUGGAGAUUAGAUAAAGACAAUUACACCUGUGUUGAUGUUGAUGAAUGUACAGCUUCAAACAAACCCUGCAACUGGACUAACAGUAUUUGCAUAAACACUAAUGGAAGCUACCUUUGUGCAUGUGAGUCUGGAUGGUUAUUGGAUAAAAAUAAUGACAGCUGUGUUGAUAUUGAUGAAUGUGCAGCUUCAUACAAACCCUGUAACUGGACUAACAGUGUUUGUAUUAACACUAAUGGAAGCUACCUUUGUGCAUGUGAAUUUGGAUGGUUACUGGACAAAAAUAAUGACAGCUGUGUUGAUGUUGAUGAAUGCACAGCUCCAAACAUACCCUGCAACUGGGCUAACAGUGUUUGCAUAAAUACUAAUGGAAGCUAUGUUUGUUUAUGUGAGUCUGGAUGGUUAUUAGAAGUAAAUAAUAACAUCUGUGUUGAUGUUGAUGAAUGCACAGCUUUAAACAAAGCAUGUAACUUGACUAACAGUGUUUGCACAAACACAAAUGGAAGCUACUUUUGUGCUUGUGAGUCCGGAUGGUCAUUGGAUAAAAAUAAUGACAGCUGUGUGGAUAUUGAUGAAUGCAUAGCUUCAAACAAACUCUGUGACUGGGGUAACAGUGUUUGCACAAACACUAACGGAAGCUAUCUUUGUGCAUGUGAGUCUGGAUGGUUGUUGGAUAAAAAUAAUGACAGCUGCGUUGAUGUUGAUGAAUGCACAGCUUCAAACAAACCCUGCAACUGGACUAACAGUGUUUGCAUAAACACUAAUGGAAGUUACCUUUGUGCAUGUGACUCGGGAUGGUCAUUGAAUAAAAAUAAUGACAGUUGUGUUGAUGUUAAUGAAUGCGCAGCUUUAAACAAACCUUGUAACUGGACUAACAGUGUUUGCAUAAACACCAAUGGAAGCUACUUUUGUGCAUGUGAGACCGGAUGGUCAUUGGAUAAAAAUAAUGACAGCUGUGUUGCUGAAUGCACAAUUUUAAAUAAUCCUUGCAAAUGGAAAAACGCUGUUUGCAUUAACAACAAUAAUGGUUAUGAAUGUAUAGAAGGAGAAUGGAGCAUAUGGAGUGAAUGUAGUAAAACAUGUGGACUCGGUUAUAAAUAUAGUUACUUAGCAAGAUUGUCAUCUUCUAAACAAAAUGUGAAACGUGUCGAUGUGUGCAUGGAUUUCAAGUGUCCAGUGGAUUGGAAAUGGAGUUCAUGGGUUGAAUACAAAUCAUUUUAUGAUUCAUGUGGUAAUUGCUUUACUAGACGAGAAAGAUUUUGCAUUAAUUCUAUGCCUGAUGCAUCCAAUGGAUAUGGUUGCUUUGGUCUCAGUCAAGAUUUUCAACUUCUUGAAAGUAGAAUAUGUCCGGUUCAUGGUGGGUGGUCUCAUUGGUCUUUGUGGUCAUCUUGCAGUCAACCUUGUCAAUCUGGUAUACAAACAAGACACCAUAGUUGUAAUAGUCCAUUACCAAAAUAUAACGGCCAACAAUGUAAUGGAUACAACAUUGAAAAUAAAACAUGCAAUUCAGAUAAAAAAUGCAAAAAAGUGACAUUAAACCUUAACAUUGUUUUUAAAGAUGAAGACUAUAUAGAAGCGUAUUCUAAUCCAACAAAUGGACUAUCUAAUGUGCUAAAAUACAAAAUAAAAAAUGCAAUACAAAAUCUCUAUAACAAAUUCAAUAAAAAUGUUCAAUUUGACAUGGUAUUGAAUUCUUUGAAAGACGGAGGGGAAAAUUAGUAAAAUUCUUAAAUGAUUAAAUUUAAUGAUGACGUAGAUAAGAUCCUAACUUUUCAUUGAUUAUUUGAUGUUUAUAAGUAAUCUAUAGACUAUUGAGCUAUCCAUCAGUUAUCGGAUGAAUUUGAUUUAAUAAUUGAUUUUUGAAUGAAUCAUCAAUUCAUCAUGAGCAAUUUGGUGAGUGGGUUAAGUGUCAUUAAAAAAAAAAUAUAUAUGUUUUUAAAUUUUUUUUUUU
Hydra vulgaris (swiftwater hydra) is the source of this 3358-nucleotide messenger RNA. RefSeq names its product fibrillin-1. The record is from RefSeq and is a predicted model, not a curated record. Lineage: Eukaryota; Metazoa; Cnidaria; Hydrozoa; Anthoathecata; Hydridae. Gene Ontology annotation, molecular function: calcium ion binding.